Messenger RNA from Suillus paluster, 1450 nucleotides. RefSeq names its product WLM-domain-containing protein. The transcript is spliced from 4 exons. Gene Ontology annotation, molecular function: proteasome binding; protein binding. The coding region runs from base 279 to 1262 and encodes 327 amino acids. The record is from RefSeq and is a predicted model, not a curated record. Lineage: Eukaryota; Fungi; Basidiomycota; Agaricomycetes; Boletales; Suillaceae.
UGCAGUGAGAGAUUGAUCACCGACUCGCGAGUGACAGACAGCCUUCGUUGAGAGUCAACGAAGAUCGUAUUUCGUUAUACUCGUGUGUGUAUGAAUUUGGAACUGCGCCGUUCAUACACAGCUGGAACCUGGCAGCACAGGAUCUCCUGAAUCAGAAACCGGAAUGUGUGCUGGCCUUUGGCGUUGUUAGUCAGCUUGCCAGGGUCUAAUUAUAUUGGUCGGGCUGGGCCAGGUUAUAACUUAACCAGCAACUAUCACCAGACAGCCGAAGGAAACCGAUGAUGUCCCAUGAAGAUAUCAUGCUGACUAUCACUUUCCGUGGAACAUCACACCCCCUCUCUCUCCCGAACGACGCCCCCGUCUCUACUCUCCACGCCCGUCUCGAGGCCCUCACUUCUGUUCCGCCAUCAUUGCAGAAACUCAUUUAUCGAGGGAAGAAAAUCCAGCAUCGACAGGAUGACUCCGACCCCGAACCCACCAUCGCUCAAGCUGGUCUUCGCGAUGGUAUCAAAGUGCAAAUGCUUGGCUCGACUGCGGAAGAACUCGAACAACUGAAUGCAGCUGACUCGGCGCAUCAGAGGAAAGAGCGAAUUCUCAAAGAGAGAGCGCUGAAGCCGCAAGUAAAGCUUCGUUCGACAGGGUCGUCGUCUACCUCAUCACACCAGUACCGCUUUCACCGCAUAGAGCCACUUGCUCAUCUCCCGCAACCUGAAACUGCGAUGGAGUGUUUCACAACGCUUUCCAAGGACCCUGCAGUCCUACAUGUCAUGCAGAAGCAUCGUUUUUCCGUGGGCCUGCUUACCGAGCUUGCACCACAUGAGCACCCCGGACUUCUUGGUCUUAAUGUCGGAAGUGGAGACACCAUCAAGCUGCGAAUUCGGCUUGAUACAUAUGACGGGUUUCGUCCGUACUUGGAAGUGAGGCGCGUGUUAUGCCAUGAACUGGCACACAAUAUAUGGGGCGAACAUAACGAUGACUUCAAGGAACUGAAUUCUCAGCUCAAUCGUGAGGUUGCAGAAUUUGAGGCUGCAGCGGGAGGAGGAACGCAUUAUCUGUCUGAUUUACGAGACACCUAUCAACCAUCGUCAAAUGAAGAAGCGGAGGCGCUCAUUCAUGUCCUGGGAGGCACAGGUCUUCGAGGCAAUGAUACCGUAGAAGACCGGCGGAAAAGGGCGCUGGAAGCUGCCACUGCGCGCCUUAAGAAUGAAGAAGAACUAGAACGGAGCUGCGGGACUUCUGGACCGCAGAAGCAAUGUGGAUGACAAUUAUGAUUUACUUCUUAGUUAGGACUAUAAGCUUUCGUCUCCACCCAAAGCCUCUGUUGAGAGAAUGACAGUCUUCCAUCACCACCCAAUGAAUUGCAAGGUGAUCUUGUCGUAUCGGGCAUUCUUUUUGACAACAUAGACAUUCUCUUGCUUGACGUAUAGAUGGGGUCUGACGCUGUUCGCAU